Drosophila yakuba is the source of this 528-nucleotide messenger RNA. RefSeq lists its product as uncharacterized. The coding region runs from base 1 to 528 and encodes 175 amino acids. Lineage: Eukaryota; Metazoa; Arthropoda; Insecta; Diptera; Drosophilidae. Gene Ontology annotation, molecular function: nucleic acid binding; RNA-DNA hybrid ribonuclease activity. The transcript has 2 exons. The record is from RefSeq and is a predicted model, not a curated record.
AUGAGCAGUAUAUCUGACUACAUGGUCACCAGAACGUGCCCAGAUGUAAGAACAACAACAUUCAUGGGACCAGACGAAUGGAAAACAGGUCAGGACCAUGUUCAACACCUCAAUAUAUACACGCACGGCUCCGAGAUAGAAGGACGAGCGGAAGUAUUCGCCAAAGGGAAAGCGGAAGAGCUUGCUCAGAGCAUUGACCGCCAACAUGAAGCGGUCAACUUGUUCGUAGACAGUCAAGCGGCGAUAAGAUCCAUGCAAUCGUCAGCGGUCAGUUCCAAAAGUGUACUGGCAAGCAGGGAGGCACUAGAUAUCCUUACCACAACCACGUCAAAGCGGAUCUACUGGGUUCCCAGCCACCAGGGCAUCGAUGGUAAUGAGACGGCCGACGAGCUUGCAAAGGAAGGCGUCGGACUGGCGAAUAAAGGAUCAGAAAAAGUUCCUGUCUUCCUUAGAACGCUCCAAAGCGAACUGGAAAGACGGACCGACACACAAGCCAAAAGCAGAUGGAGGAGAACUUCCACCACCUGA